This is a messenger RNA of Nerophis ophidion (straightnose pipefish), 5694 nucleotides long. Its product is annotated as vinculin. Gene Ontology annotation, cellular component: actin cytoskeleton. The transcript is spliced from 21 exons. The record is from RefSeq and is a predicted model, not a curated record. Gene Ontology annotation, biological process: cell adhesion. Gene Ontology annotation, molecular function: structural molecule activity; actin filament binding. NCBI's taxonomy places the organism in Eukaryota, Metazoa, Chordata, Actinopteri, Syngnathiformes, Syngnathidae. Bases 188 to 3391 code for a protein of 1067 amino acids.
UGGCUCAGUCAGUCAGUCAGCCAGCCAGGGGAGGUUUGAUGGUUCCUCUCUGCCACGGGUUGGUGACCGACUGAGCGGGGGAGGAAAAAAAAAAAAAAAAAAAAGUGACUGGGAAGCGGUCUUCAAGGCGAAGGCUGGAAGUUUCGACUCCCUUUUUCUCUCCUGUGUUCCGGAUAAAGUGGUCGCCAUGCCGGUGUUUCACACGAAGACGAUAGAAAGUAUCCUGGAGCCGGUGGCCCAGCAGAUAUCCCAUCUGGUGAUCAUGCAUGAGGAAGGCGAGGUGGACGGCAAGGCCAUCCCGGACUUGACGGUCCCGGUGGCGGCCGUGCAGGCGGCUGUGAGCAACCUGGUCCGGGUGGGGAAGGACACUGUCCAAACCACAGAGGAUCAGAUCAUGAAAAGGGACAUGCCACCAGCGUUCAUCAAGGUGGAGAAUGCGUGCACCAAGCUGGUCAAGGCCGCAUCCAUGCUGAAAGGCGACCCAUACUCGGUUCCUGCUCGAGACUACCUCAUCGACGGCUCUCGGGGGAUCCUCUCCGGAACCUCAGACCUGCUCCUGACCUUUGACGAGGCUGAGGUUCGCAAAAUAAUCCGAGUCUGCAAAGGGAUCCUGGAGUACCUGACUGUAGCAGAGGUGGUGGAGUCCAUGGAGGACCUGAUCACGUACACAAAGAACCUGGGACCAGGUAUGACCAAGAUGGCCAAGAUGAUCGACGAGCGACAACAGGAGCUGACCCACCAGGAGCACCGGGUCAUGCUGGUCAACUCCAUGAACACGGUCAAGGAGCUGCUGCCCAUCCUCAUCUCAGGUAUCAAAAUCUUCGUGACCACAAAGACGUUCGGCGGCCAGGGCGUGGAGGAGGCCUUGAAGAACCGCAACUUCACGUUCGAGAAAAUGAGCGCGGAGAUCAACGAGAUUAUUCGAGUGCUGCAGCUCACGUCCUGGGACGAGGACGCCUGGGCUAACAAGAAGGACACAGAAGCCAUGAAACGAGCUCUGGGGCUUAUCGAUUCCAAGAUGGCUCAGGCCAAGAACUGGCUGCGCGACCCAAAUGCGCCACCGGGCGACGCAGGGGAACAGGCCGUCCGACAGAUCCUGGACGAAGCCGGCAAAGUCGGGGAAUUGUGCGCCGGUCGGGAGCGCAGAGACAUCUUGGCCACGGCCAAGACUUUGGGUCAGAUGACCGACCAGGUGUCAGAAAUGAGGGCCAGAGGUCAGGGGGCGUCUCCGGCUGCUAUGCAUAAAGCCCAGCAGGUUUCCCAGGGCCUGGACGUCCUGACUGGCAAGGUAGAAAAUGCCGCUCGCAAGCUGGAAGCCAUGACUAACUCCAAGCAGGCCAUCGCUAAGAGAAUCGACGCGGCGCAGAACUGGCUGGCUGAUCCCAACGGGGGUCCGGAGGGGGAGGAGAACAUCAAGGCCCUCCUGAUGGAGGCCAAGAAGAUUGCCGACAUGUGCGAGGACCCCAAAGAAAGAGACGACAUCCUGCGGUCGAUUGCUGAGAUCGCAGGCAUGACCGCCAAGCUGUCUGACCUCAGAAGACAGGGCAAAGGUGACACUCCUGAAGCCAGGACUUUAGCCAAACAGAUCGCGACAGCCCUGCAGAACCUCCAGUCCAAGACCAACAAAGCCGUGGCCAACAGCAGGCCCGCCAAGGCCGACGUUCACUUGGAAGGAAAGAUCGAACAGGCGCAGCGAUGGAUCGACAACCCCAACAUGGACGACAACGGAGUAGGCCAGGCGGCCAUCCGCGGGCUGGUGGCCGAAGGCCGCAGGCUGGCCAACGCCCUGCCGGGCCCCGCCAGGCAGGAUCUUCUGGGCAGAUGCGAGCAUGUGGAGCAGCUCAUGGCGCAGCUGGCCGAUCUGGCGGCUCGGGGCGAAGGCGACUCCCCUCAGGCUCGCGCCGUGGCUCAUCAGCUACAGGAAGCCUUGAAAGACCUCAAAGGCAAAAUGCAAGAGGCGAUGACUCAGGAGGUUUCGGACAUCUUCAGCGACACCACCACCCCCAUCAAGCUGCUGGCGGUGGCGGCCACCGCCCCCUUGGAAGCGCCCAACAGGGAUGAGGUCUUUGAGGAGAGGGCCGCUAACUUCGAGAACCACGCCAACAGGCUCGGCGCCACGGCCGAGAAGGCGGCCGCCGUGGGCACCGCCAACAAGAGCACGGUGGAGGGCAUCCAGGCGGCCGUCAAGUCAACCAGAGACUUGACGCCACAGGUGGUUUCUGCCGCGCGGAUCCUGCUGAGAAACCCCGGCAACCAGGCGGCAUACGAACAUUUUGAGACCAUGAAGAAUCAGUGGAUCGACAACGUGGAGAAAAUGACAGGUCUGGUGGACGAAGCCAUCGACACCAAGUCUCUCCUGGACGCCUCCGAGGAAGCCAUCAAGAAGGACCUGGACAAAUGCCGCGUGGCCAUGGCCAACCACCAGCCUCAGAUGCUGGUCGCCGGCGCCACCAGCAUCGCCCGCCGAGCCAACCGCAUCCUCCUGGUGGCCAAGCGGGAGGUGGAGAACUCGGAGGAUCCCAAAUUCCGGGAGGUGGUAAAGGCCGCGUCGGACGAGUUGAGCCAGACAAUCUCGCCGAUGGUGAUGGACGCCAAAGCAGUGGCCGGGAACAUCCAGGAUCCAAAUCUUCAGAAGGGCUUUCUGGACUCUGGUUAUAAGAUACUUGGAGCUGUCGCUAAAGUGAGGGAGGCGUUCCAGCCUCAGGAGCCAGACUUCCCACCACCUCCCCCUGAUCUAGAGCAACUAAACCUUAACGACGAGCCAGCUCCACCCAAACCCCCUCUCCCCGAAGGCGAGGUUCCUCCUCCCAGGCCCCCGCCCCCCGACGAGAAAGACGAGGAGUUCCCCGAGCAGAAGGCCGGCGACAUGGUCAACGAGCCCAUGAUGGUGGCGGCCAAGCAGCUGCACGACGAGGCUCGCAAGUGGUCCAGCAAGGGUAACGACAUCAUCGGGGCGGCCAAGCGCAUGGCCCUGCUGAUGGCCGAGAUGUCACGGCUGGUGCGCGGCGGCAGCGGCAACAAGCGCGCCCUCAUCCAAUGCGCCAAGGACAUCGCCAAGGCUUCCGACGAAGUCACGCGACUCGCCAAGGAGGUGGCCAAGCAGUGCACCGACAAACGCAUCAGGACCAACCUCCUCCAGGUGUGCGAGCGCAUUCCCACCAUCAGCACCCAGCUCAAGAUCCUGUCCACGGUCAAGGCCACCAUGUUGGGUCGCACCAACAUCAGCGAAGAAGAGUCCGAACAGGCUACCGAGAUGCUGGUCCACAACGCCCAGAACCUGAUGCAGUCCGUGAAGGAGACGGUCAGGGAGGCCGAGGCGGCGUCCAUUAAGAUCCGGACGGACGCCGGUUUUACCCUCCACUGGGUCAGGAAAACGCCCUGGUACCAGUAAAGACCAGGACCGGAGGGCUCGCUCCGCGCCACGCUGGUGCUGUCCACAUGCCGGACUCUGAUUGGACAGCUGUUAAGUCUCACGUCUGUGAGAGUUGCUGUCCUGAAAACCAAGCAGGUUUUUGCCUUGGAUCCGUACUGGGAGUGUGUGUAAAAAUGUGCUUAUUUCGACAAAUCCGGGAAUAUAUAUAUUUUGAUGAAAGCUUGGAUUAUUUUAAGUUUCAGAUCUUUGUACUGAUAACUGUAGCUCACGACGCAAGACUUAUAGACCUGCGCAAGACUAUUAUAGACCUACACAAAGAUCAUUGUAGAUAACCCAAAACUCACAGACCUACACACAAAUAUUAUAGACCUGCACAAAGACUAUUGUAGACCAACACAAAAUCUAUAGACCAUGAAAGACCAUUACAGACAUUCACAGGUCUUUUCUACACAAACACAAGACUAGUGUAAAGCUACAAAAGACUAUUAUUACAUUUACAAGACUUGUAGGCAACACAAGACUUAGACCUACGCAAGAUUAUUGUAAACCUACACAAAAUCUUGUUCACAACACAAGACCUAAAAAAGACCUAAACAAGGGACUUGAAAACCAACACAGGACAUAUAAACUUACACAAAGCUUAUAUAAACCUGAACAAAGACUAUUGUAGACCAACGCAAGAUGUAUAUUACAGACAUUCACAGGUCUUUUCUAGACCAACACAAGACUUAUAAACCUACGCAGACUAUUACAGACAUCCCAAGGCUAUUCUAGACCAACAAAAGACUAUUAUAGACUUACAAAAGCUGUGUAGGCAACACACAACUUAUAUAUCUAUGCAACAUUUUUAUGAACCAACAGAAAGACUUGUAGACAACACAAGACUUACAAAGACCUAAACAAUGGACUUGGAAACCAAUGGAGGACAUAUAAACCUACACAAGAAUAUUACAGACAUCACAAAUCUAUUCUCAACCAACACAAAACCUUUUAACCUACACAAGACCAACACAACUUUUAAACCUACUCAGUACUUACAUCUUAUAAGACCUACACAAGACUAUCACAGACAUGCAUUACACUUAUAAGCCCGCACAAGACAGUGACAGAUCUACACAAGUCUAUUCCACACCAACACAAGACCUUUUUAUAGACCUACACAAGACUCAUGAACAUACACAAGACUAUCAAAGACAUGCAUUACACUUAUAAGCCUGCACAAGACAAUGGCAGAUCUACAAGUCUAUUCCACACCAACACAAGACCUUUUGUAGACCUACACAAGACUCAUAAACAUACACAAGACUAUCACAGACCUGCAUUACACUUAUAAGCCUGUCCAAGACAAUGGCCGAUCCACGCAAGUCUAUUCCACACCAACAAAAGACCUUUUAUAGACCUACACGAGACUCAUAAAAUACACAAGACUAUCACAGACAUGCAUUACACUUAUAAGCCUGCACAAGACAGUGACAGAUCUACACAAGUCUAUUCCACACCAACACAAGACCUUUUAUAGACCCACACAAGACUCAUGAACAUACACAAGACUAUCACAGACAUGCAUUACACUUAUAAGCCUGCACAAGACAAUGGCAGAUCUUCGCAAGUCAAUUCCACACCAACACAAGACCUUUUAUAGACCUACACAAGACUAUCACAGACAUGCAUUACACUUAUAAGCCCGCACAAGACAGUGACAGAUCUACACAAGUCUAUUCCACACCAACACAAGACCUUUUAUAGACCUACACAAGACUCAUGAACAUACACAAGACUAUCACAGACAUGCAUUACACUUAUAAGCCUGCACAAGACAAUGGCAGAUCUUCGCAAGUCUAUUCCACACCAACACAAGACCUUUUAUAGACCUACACAAGACUAGUAUAGACCGACACUUACACACGUAUGGUUACACUAUGUAUUAAAAAUAAACACUGUUCAGUUUGUUACAUAAUGGCAUAUUUUUAGCACAUUUUUUCUGCCGAAGCCUUUUUUUGCUGUGAUGCUAUACAGAUAAACAACAGUAGACAGUGUCCAUGUUGCAUUGAGAUUAAAAUUGAAAAAGCACAGUCACGGUUUCAAAAUCACGUUAAGAAAACGAGACUCGGAAGCAAACUAGCACUACCAGUGUGCCUUUGAAAUUGACUCGUUUUUAUAGAAUUUUUUUUGGUCAUUUGAAGAUACUUUUGCACCGGCAAAAAAACAAACUUCCAACUGCCUCGCUAUGCAAACACUGUGAGAGUCAGUCAGAAUCAUACUGAAGUUAAGAUGUGCCUCCAUGAUCACUAUUUUGUAAUAAAGCAUUUUUUAGCACUUGG